Molecule: messenger RNA, 2398 nt
Organism: Sorex fumeus (smoky shrew)
Lineage: Eukaryota; Metazoa; Chordata; Mammalia; Eulipotyphla; Soricidae
Gene: CUNH6orf62
Product: chromosome unknown C6orf62 homolog
Exons: 5
Coding region: 480-1169 (229 amino acids)
Source: RefSeq, a predicted model, not a curated record
CCCCUUUCCUUUUCGCAAUUCCUCUUAAAGAGGGGGAAGUAUUCGGGUGGAUUUGAAGGAUCGGAUUGGCCUCAGCUGUGUGGUAUUGCACACCUAAAUCCUGAUAAUAAGGCUUUCCACCUCCCAUUCCCCCUCCAAUAGCUUUACUUUGGCAGUUAAGCCAAAGGUGUUUUCCGAAAAAUUAGUUCAGAUGUAACUUUCUCCUUUUCUUUCUGUCUCCUCCUUUUGCCCAUUGAACCCCAAAUGUUAUUGUCCAAACAUGAGUGGACAGCAGCUUUUGUUUCUUGACCCUGUAAUAUGACAGUCUGCUAAUAUUGCCAGAAGGUGCAGUUUUGGGGUUACAGUUGUGAUUUUUAGCUAUUCAAAUCAUAUUAGCAGGAAAAAAAAAUGACUUGUUUCUGUUGUACUUGAGUCUUAAGAAAAAGUGCCCAUAGUUUAGUGACAAUUUCCAAAGGCUUUAGUACCACCUGUAUUUCAAAAUGGGGGACCCAAACUCCCGGAAGAAACAAGCUCUGAACAGACUACGUGCUCAGCUUAGAAAGAAAAAAGAAUCUCUAGCUGACCAGUUUGACUUCAAGAUGUAUAUUGCCUUUGUAUUCAAGGAGAAGAAGAAAAAAUCAGCACUUUUUGAAGUGUCUGAGGUUAUACCAGUCAUGACAAAUAAUUAUGAAGAAAAUAUCCUGAAAGGUGUGCGAGAUUCCAGCUAUUCCUUGGAAAGUUCCAUAGAGCUUUUACAGAAGGAUGUGGUACAGCUUCAUGCUCCUCGAUACCAGUCUAUGAGAAGGGAUGUAAUCGGCUGUACUCAGGAGAUGGAUUUCAUUCUGUGGCCUCGGAAUGAUAUUGAAAAAAUUGUCUGUCUCCUGUUUUCUAGGUGGAAGGAAUCUGAUGAGCCUUUUAGGCCCGUUCAGGCCAAAUUUGAAUUUCAUCACGGUGACUAUGAAAAACAGUUUCUGCAUGUACUGAGCCGCAAGGAUAAGACUGGAAUUGUUGUCAACAAUCCCAACCAGUCAGUGUUUCUCUUUAUCGACCGACAGCACUUGCAGACUCCAAAAAAUAAAGCUACGAUCUUCAAGUUAUGCAGCAUCUGCCUCUACCUGCCACAGGAACAGCUCACCCACUGGGCGGUUGGCACCGUAGAGGAUCACCUUCAUCCUUACAUGCCAGAAUAGAGUCUGGGCCAGCACAGUGGAGAAGAUCAGAGUGCAGCAGGAGAUCUUGUCUUGUUUUCUUACCACUUUAUUCUUUCAGAGAUUAAAGAAAAUGGACUCAUGCACAGAACACUAUGCAUUUUGAAACUUGUUCAUCCUGGAUUAUUUUUUUAAUCAUUUGUAUCUCAGAACUUAAAAAAAAUUAGCUGUCUUCUGCACGGACUGUGUGAAAGAAGAUGCUUUGCAUAUUUGCUGCACUGCAUCAGCAUCUUACUAAAAAUGUGAAAUGAAAGGACUAUUGUACACUGAAAUGCUUAAAUGUAUCUGAAAGCACAAGGUGAUACUCAUUUUUGAUGGUCUUUCCAUUGGCGCUGGUUUUUGCCUCUUUGACAUCUGUCAUCAGUAUUUAGAGGGUGAGAAGUACAUGUAACAGUAUAAAUAAUUUUUACAAAUGCAAUAGCUUUGCUAUAAUCACUGUUGAUCCAGAACACUGUCAGAUUCACUCUAAUGACCAGAAGUGGUUGUUCUAAAAAGAAAAUACAACCACGGGAAAGAAAUCUUAAAUGAAAAAAGCAUCUCAUUGCAGGCAUUCUUGCCUCAGUUUACUGGGCCAUGUUUGUUUCCUGGUACUCAUGAAUAUGUAUUUUAUUUCCAAAUCUUUCCCCAAAGUUGCUGUUUAAAAGAGUAUUCUGCUGAGUUUGGAUACAGUAAUAUACAUUAAAGCAGAUCUGGAGUCUGGAGUAGCUAAAGCAGCUAUAAAACUGAGAAAUACAUUCGUAGCUGCAGAAACCAUGGUAGGCAAAGGACUUUUCCUUUUAGGUUUUUGUUUUGUUCUUUGUUUUAAAGAAAAGGGAUUUUUGCUACAAAGAAAAAAUUGUGCAGAAGUACUAAUUUCUACACAACCUAAAGGAAACUGUAUUGAAGGGUUUUUGGAGUAGAUAAGUUAUUAAAAGUUGGAAUCUUAAAUUGUAAAAACAGCCAUGAGUGUCGAAGGUCGAAAAACAACUCAUUUUGUGCAAUGAACAUGAGGAAAGACUACUGUAUAGUUUUUUUUUUUUUUUGGUUUGUUGUUUUUUUUUGUUUUAUCUUUGAAAUGAAGAAAAGCUUUGCUUAAGGGUUGCAUACUUUUAUUGGAGUAAAUCUGAAUGACUCCUUUGGAGUAAAACUUAGUGCUUAUCAGUUUCCAAUUGUAUUUAGCUUCUGGUUGGAAUUUGAAAAAAUGAAAACCUAAAUAAAAUAGGUGAAAGUUC